UUCACUCUCACUAAUGCGUCUAGUGAAGCCAUUUUCAUAUAUCAAUGUUUUUCAUUUAUUUGGAUCUUAAAGGUUUAACUCAUAAUUGGAGCUAUUAUUGGCAGUCCAAGAUUGAUGUUUUGUAAUCUACUGUUUUUUUUUUUUUGUUAUAUUGUGGUACAGGUUAUAAAUUUUUUUCCAGCAGCUGUUACUCACGGGGAGAAUAACGAGGCUUGAGUUUUGUUUUUGUUUUUUUUCCUGGGUAUGUAGUGAAUUAUUUUUCUUUAGGGCACUUUUCGUUUGACUAUAUAUGAGAUUAUGUCACCAAGUUUUAGUGUGCUCUUGUUUCCCAUGACUCGCCGAUAGACAGCCACGCUGUCCCUAUUUUGUAGUGCUGAGUUUUGUUUUGCCUUUUGGGAAUUUGUCCUAAUAUCGCGGCGUUUUCUCCAUCUAUCCUCGGUAUUUUAAAAGUAAAGCAAACAUUCAGUUUGAAGCAACGUAUGCAACAUUUAACACGGUAUAACGAUCAAAUUAGUAUAGUGAUCAUCACAUAUUAACUUUUUUGAAAUAUUACUCUACUCUGCUGAAGGUCUUUUAGCUGGUUUAUUCAUACUAAAGACUUUCCAGUUACAUUUUAUAUAAACAGUAGCCUUUUACCCAAUUUUUAAAGCGGAUUGCUCUUUUUGUUUUACGCUACUGCGCUAAUGCGUUUGUUCUUUGUGCAAUAUGGACAACUUAUCAUUUAUUCUAUAUUUAUUUCCUUAUGUACUUUAUCAUUUGCCAUGGUGUACAUAAUCUCAAAUCACGGAAUUUAUCCACUGCCUGAUCUGGACCCAUGAGUUUGCUUUGUAUUUCCUGUGUGGUUUCCCGUCCAAUUCACUUCCACUUUGCAGGAGAAAAUAAAUGAUCACAUGAACAUCUGAAAUAUGUGUAUUUUAUUCCAAACAUUCUAAGCAGUGGAGGACUCCUAUAGUGAGGAAGUUCAGGUUUUGUACUCUAAGAGACGCUGUAGGUUAGCGGAAGGAGAGUACUAUUAGCAGCCAUCCUUCCGCUGCUUCACGCCUACUUGAUCUACAGCGGCAAUAGAUGUUCCUUGGGAAGAAGAAAGGAGUUAUUUUGCUUCAGAGCUCUCUGUUGUAUGCGAGGAAAUCCUUCAGUUUCUCAUAGUGCUUCUAAAGGUAGUAUAAGUACUAUUUUUUCCAUUUGUGUGGACGUAUAAGGACAUCUAGAUGGAAUUCGGUUUUGCAAAUUUUAUAUGGCGAUUGUUUUGGAUUUCACGAUGGUGUGUAGGAUUUCUCCUUUUCCUCAAUUCCAUCCGCCAUCAGGUGACUGGACAAAUUCGAUAUUCAAUCCCCGAGGAGAUGAAAAUUGCUUCCAUUGUCGGCAAUUUAGCACAAGACCUCGGGCUGGAUUUGAACAGGCUCCGGUCGGGCCGUGCCCGUAUUGUCAGCGGAGAAAAUAACCAGUACAUGGAGCUGAAGACAGACAAAGGGAUUCUUGUCGUGAAAGAGAGAAUAGAUCGAGAGCAGCUUUGUGGAGAUGUGACGCCGUGCAGCCUCAGCUUCGAAAUUAUUUUAGAAAAUCCGAUCGAACUUCAUCGUGUGGCAAUUGAAAUUUUAGACAUAAACGACAACGUCCCAUUCUUUCCGAAUAAACACAUUCAGUUUGAAACGAGCGAAUCUGCUACAAUCGGAGCAAAAUUUCCCAUUGAGAGUGCCGUAGAUACUGAUGUUGGACAGAAUGGAUUGCAAAAUUACGUCCUCUCUCCUAAUAAUCAUUUUAUUCUUAAAGUGUAUACAAAUCCAGACGGAAGUAAAUACGCUGAAUUGGUUCUCCAGAAGCCUUUGGACAGAGAGGAACUCCCCAGCCUCGCUUUAAAGGUAAUAGCUGUGGACGGCGGGAACCCACAGAGAUCUGGAACCGUUAGCAUAAAUGUAAUAAUUUUAGAUGCAAAUGAUAAUGCUCCUUUAUUUAAUCAGUCAGUUUAUAGAGCCGCCGUUGAGGAAAAUUCACCAAAAGGGACUUACAUUGCAACAGUUAACGCUACUGAUGCGGACCUUGGCAGCAACGGGGAGGUCAUUUUCAGCUUUUCAAAAAUAAAAGGCAGCGCAGUCGAUACUUUUACUAUCGAUGGAAAAACGGGGGUCAUAUCCGUGGCUGGAGAUUUAGAUUAUGAAAAACAGAAUAAACAUGAGCUCCGUCUGGAGGCAAGGGAUAGAGGAGGUUUGACUGGGACAAGUAAAGUUAUAAUUGAUAUUAGUGACGUAAAUGACAAUGUUCCAAAUAUUAAUAUAAUGUCAUUUUCAAACACUGUGUCAGAGGAUGCCCCUCCCGGGACAACAGUAGCUGUGAUAAACAUAAAAGACAAUGAUUCCGAAAAAAAUGGACAAAUAAGAUGUACAAUAGAAAAAACGCUGCCUUUUAAAAUCGAGUCAUCACUCACCAGCUACUAUAAUUUAGUGACAAAUGAGCAUUUCGAUAGAGAGUUGAAUUCUGAAUAUAAAAUUACUAUAACAGCAACGGACUCAGGUUCCCCUCCUCUUUCCAGCUCUGUCACAUUACGGAUGAGCGUCUCUGACAUAAAUGAUAACAUGCCGUUGUUUGAUAAAAACGUAUACUCUGCUUACAUUACAGAAAAUAGCUCACCGGGGAUACCGAUCACCGUUGUCAGUGCAAGAGAUUCUGACUGGAAUCAAAACGCAAGAGUUUCAUAUUUUGUAGAAGACACAGACGUAAAUGGUAAUCGAGUGUCUGAUUAUGUGUCCAUAAAUUCCGAAACUGGUGUUUUGCAUGCGGUUCGUUCAUUUGAUUAUGAAAAGCUUAAAGAAUUGCAGCUCAUCGUCAGAGCUCAAGAUGGAGGCUCUCCUCCACUCAGCAGCAACGUGACUGUGAAAAUCCUGAUCCAGGAUCAGAACGAUAACCCCCCUCAGGUUCUGUAUCCAGUCCAGACUGGUGGUUCUGUGGUGGCUGAAAUGGUGCCUCGUUCAGCAGAUGUGGGCUACCUGGUGACUAAAGUGGUGGCUGUUGAUGUGGACUCUGGACAGAACGCCUGGCUCUCCUAUAAACUGCAGAAAGCCACAGACAGGGCGCUGUUUGAAGUGGGCUUACAGAAUGGAGAAAUAAGAACUAUCCGCCAGGUGACUGAUAAAGAUGCUGUGAAACAGAGACUGACUGUUAUAGUGGAGGACAACGGGCAGCCCUCUCGUUCAGCUACAGUCAUUGUUAACGUGGCGGUGGCGGACAGCUUCCCUGAAGUGCUGUCGGAGUUCACUGACUUUCCACACGAUAAGGAGUACAAUGACAACCUGACUUUUUACUUAGUGUUGGCUCUGGCUGUGGUCUCCUUCCUCUUCAUCACGUGUUUAGUGGUUAUUAUAUCAGUGAAGAUCUACAGAUGGAGACAGUCCCGCAUCCUGUAUCACUCCAGCCUCCCUGUGAUUCCAUAUUAUCCUCCACGUUACUCAGACACUUUGGGAACAGGGACUCUGCCACAUGUGUACAACUACGAAGUGUGCAGGACGACUGACUCCAGAAAGAGUGACAAUAAGUUCGGAGGAGCUGGUGGUCAGAACGUGUUGAUAAUGGAUCCCAGUUCUACAGGGACGAUGCAGCGAAUACAGAGUGAGAAGAACAUCCUGGAUGAACCUGACUCUCCUCUAGAGGUUAGUUAUCCUAAACCAAUGAUCCAAUUUUGGUUUUGA
Molecule: messenger RNA, 3680 nt
Organism: Girardinichthys multiradiatus
Lineage: Eukaryota; Metazoa; Chordata; Actinopteri; Cyprinodontiformes; Goodeidae
Product: protocadherin gamma-A11-like
Exons: 1
Coding region: 1209-3680 (823 amino acids)
Biological process (GO): homophilic cell-cell adhesion
Cellular component (GO): plasma membrane
Molecular function (GO): calcium ion binding
Source: RefSeq, a predicted model, not a curated record